AUGGCCGACAAGGACUCCGACUAUGAGAACCAGCCGCACGAGCGGUCGACGAUGCAGCAGGAGAAGGCUGUGAACAAGGCCAAGCAGGACAAGCGCGAGGCGGGCUUACAAUCCGCCCGGUCGCGCUCCUCGUCGCGCCGCGCCCGCCGCAACCGCAUCGAAGAAGACAAGAAGAACGGCAAAUACAUGCACACGACGUCGCUAGAAGCCCUCGAGGAAGCCGACGCAAACGGCGAUCUCCAGAAGAUGGGAAUGUUCGAGCGUAUCGGCCCGGACAGCACAUCCAUGGACGGGCCCGUCACAUACGCCCGCGCCAUGCGAGGCGAAAUCCCCAUGCGCGGCACCGACCCCAACCAGCCCUACCGCAUGGAGCCGCAGCAAAAGGGCAGCGAGCUCAAGGACCAGGACGGACUGAAGCUGACGCUCGAGGCGAAUCUGGAGAUUGAGAUUGAACUCAAAGCGAGUAUCCGCGGCGAUUUGACUUUGAGCUUGUACAACAAGCGUGUCCCCUCUCUUUCCGAUACCCAGUUCGCCGACGACAAAAUGGGUGCCUUCAGCGCUUUCGUUACCCGCCGAAUGGAUCCUGAGGCCGCAGAGAAUAGCGGCCUGCGGAGAUGGCGCAGACGUGCGAAUACAGUCGCGGGAGGUAAGUUAGUUCCGGCUGGCAAGACUUGGAAGGGCAGUGAUGCUGACAUCGCGUCGCGCAAAGGUCAGGACGGUCACGAUGUCAAGGAAUCUUGGGCCAAGCGUGCGGCGAAGGGUCUCUGGGAGCGUGUCCACAAAAGCGGCAAUCGAGCAAAGGAUACUGAGGCUACUGGGACUGCGUUGAUGCGCAAUGGGAGCAACGACCUUUCUACGGGGGUGAGAACACAGCUGCUUAUCUCUGCCCCUGUGGCUUUCCAUUCCGAUGACAUGCCGGAGGGUUCUAUUCGCGAUAACGAUGCGGCUGCGAUUGAGGAUCCCGGAAGUGUACCGGUACCAGUACAGUAUGCGCAUGGACAGCAGUACCUUGCGAUCGAAUCAGCCUCUUCCACAGCCGACAUCGUCUCCUCCUCAACGACCGUGACCACCACCCACUUCGGAAGCCCACUGACACUGUGUCCUCGCCAUACACAUGCGCGAAGUCCCACACCUGACUGGAUCCCGGCUUCCACAAGCCCCCGGGUCUCGGAGGUCUCUACCGCCAUCGAGUCGCCCUCGGGUUCUGAUUUAUCAGUUGAUCCCUAUCACGAGCUCAUCGACAGCAUCGAACGAUUUCACUUCGCUCUUCUUGUGGACUCCAGCACCAUUGACAACAUGUGCGGCGACAUACGAGACGUACUUGAGAUAGCUAGCAAUAACUUGCUGACCGUCGGAUGCGACCUACAAAGGCUGCUAGUCAUCUGGCGUAAGCUCACCAACAACGCAGCGAACGUCGCUGUGCUUGGGUUGCUAGAACCAUGGGCCCUUGUAAGCAAGGAGUAUGUCGUGAAAGCUUGCGCAGACAUGAAGAAAGGCCUUCAGUCCUAUGAGGACUGGUCGGACAUCAUGGCUCGCAAAAAGAUGAUAGCCCAAUCUCAGAACGCGAUCAGCCAUGAGUGGUGCGCAGCCUUGAACGAAAAUAUUAAAGGGCUCGACGUGCUCGAAGCGCUGGACUUUGACGAUGUUGCUGCUCAGGUAGAGUUUGUAAUGAGGAAGUACAUCGGUGCUGAGGAGGAAGUCGCGACUCUAGAUGGACCAGCUGCUCCUGCCAGCAUGACUAACACGGUGCUGCCUAGCGCCCUGUCCAGACACCGCCGCACCUCGGUUUCACUGAUGAAAGCCAAUGGCACGAACCAUAGCGAUUUCCUUCGACUCGCCAAGGCUGAUCCGCAGACCGCGCAUGACGCGAACACGGCCCGCGUACCUACACCACGACCCAUGCGCGACAAGCUCGCCGUUGGCGUCGAUCACGAUCGGGAUCCCAGCCCGAACACGCAUCACAUGGCGGUCAGAAUGGACGAGAUACGCGCGAGGAUGAGUCGGAUGACCGCAGACAUUAAGGCAAGAAAGCUGGCCAGAGAGAGUGUCGCUGGAAGGGAGCUGACGGUGGAGGCAACGAAAGAUGGAUGGACGAAAGCUAGAGAUGAUGCGCACGCCCAGGAAGGCUAA
Molecule: messenger RNA, 2130 nt
Organism: Alternaria ventricosa
Lineage: Eukaryota; Fungi; Ascomycota; Dothideomycetes; Pleosporales; Pleosporaceae
Exons: 3
Coding region: 1-2130 (709 amino acids)
Source: RefSeq, a predicted model, not a curated record